Messenger RNA from Dentiscutata heterogama, 182 nucleotides. The record is from the annotation of a GenBank genome assembly. NCBI's taxonomy places the organism in Eukaryota, Fungi, Glomeromycota, Glomeromycetes, Diversisporales, Gigasporaceae.
GUGGUUCAAAUAUAGAGUUGGUACAAGUUGUUGUUUUAGAUUAUAGUAGAUUAGUUUUAAGUAGAAUAUCUUCUUCAGAUCCUGAUUGUUUAGAAUAUAAUGGUGAUCCAGUUUCUACUAUGGGAAAUUGUUAUCAUGAUGAUUGUGAUUGUGGUUGUAUUAAUUGUGCAGCUAAUUGUUGA